CUUAUAGACAAACCUUUAUCUUAGAUUCUGCAGCGAUUCACAAACCAGCCAACUGAAGUUAUUUCCAGAGUAUCGGUAGAUGCAGAUCUCAGAUACAGUGUGUAGAGGCGUGGACUUACAACAGGAGGUCUUCUUGAAAAAACUCAUGCUCUGAUUCCGUUUUUUAUCUGUUGAGAAGACUAGAACAUUCACAGAGAGAAGGGACCGUAUGUACUGCUGUCCAGAAAAUAAUGAAUACUACCACUUGUCCUGAUGUCAGCUUUGACUUUACAGGCAGAUUCCUGCUUCCUGUUUACAUCUUAGUGUUCAUCAUUGGUCUGGUGGCUAAUGGAUGGGGACUGAAGUCUCUGCAGCACAACUGGAAGAAGCUGGGUAACGUCAACGUGUUUGUUCUCAACCUUGGACUUACGGAUAUUUUGUACCUGCUCACACUCCCAUUUUUGGUGGUGUACUACUUCAUGGAGAGUAAAUGGAUCUUUGGAGAAACUUUCUGCAAGAUAACAAGAUUCUGCUUCAAUGUGAAUCUAUACGGCAGCAUUGGAUUCCUGACUUGUAUAAGCGUGUACAGAUACCUGGCCAUUGUUCAUCCAAUGAGAGCGAUGGGAAGAAUAACUGUCACCUGUUCUGUGAUGAUCUCGGUCACAGUCUGGCUGUUGGUGAGUGUUCAAAGUCUUCCAGACAUGUUCUUCACCAAAACAUAUAUAAACAACACUGAAAAAUGCUUCGAUACCACGGAUAACGACCACGUUGGGGAUUAUCUGAAAUACACUCUUGGAUGGACCCUCACUGGGUUUUGUAUCCCGUUACUCAUCACACUGGGCUGCUACGGACAUGUGAUUGUUGUUCUCUGCAGCACAAAUACUAUUGACAAGGUACUGAAACAGAGAAGUUUAAAGUUGAUGUUCAUCUUGAUUCUUCUCUUUUCUGUCUGUUACAUCCCCUAUCAUGUAUUCAGAAACCUCGACCUCUUGGCAAGAGUUCUUACCAAACAGGGGAUAUGCUAUAAAUGGUAUAACGGAGUCUACAUUGCUCGUCAGAUAAGUCGUGCUCUUGUGUGUCUGAACAGUGCUCUCAACCCUCUGGUUUACCUCCAUGCACAUGAAGACAUUCGUGCUCAGCUCAGACGACUGAUCCAGCAAGCUUGUCAGGCUGUCAUGCGGCCGUCUGUCCCCCCUACUCAAUUUUCCCUGGUGCGAAAUGUCUGACAUGAGAAUGAAACUGAGCAAUUGCACUUCAUCAUCUUCCAUUCUAAUGCUGUCAAGGUUUUAUGUAUGUCAUCAUCAUUUUGCUGUAAACCUGCUCC
Acanthopagrus latus (yellowfin seabream) is the source of this 1303-nucleotide messenger RNA. RefSeq names its product P2Y purinoceptor 1-like. Gene Ontology annotation, biological process: G protein-coupled receptor signaling pathway. The coding region runs from base 231 to 1205 and encodes 324 amino acids. Lineage: Eukaryota; Metazoa; Chordata; Actinopteri; Spariformes; Sparidae. Gene Ontology annotation, molecular function: neuropeptide receptor activity. Gene Ontology annotation, cellular component: membrane. The transcript has a single exon. The record is from RefSeq and is a predicted model, not a curated record.